This is a messenger RNA of Neltuma alba, 1436 nucleotides long. Its product is annotated as cinnamoyl-CoA reductase 1-like. The transcript is spliced from 6 exons. The record is from RefSeq and is a predicted model, not a curated record. NCBI's taxonomy places the organism in Eukaryota, Viridiplantae, Streptophyta, Magnoliopsida, Fabales, Fabaceae. The coding region runs from base 232 to 1206 and encodes 324 amino acids. Gene Ontology annotation, molecular function: oxidoreductase activity, acting on the CH-OH group of donors, NAD or NADP as acceptor.
GCUACCGGUCAAAAAUUUCUAACCAAACGCCUCCCCUAGCCUCCCCUCAAACCAAUCAGGCCAAGUACCUCAGUGGCAUGGAAGUAGCUUGGGCGCAUGUCGAAGUCUGAGUUUGCGAGGACAAGGGAAUGUCAGGUGUAGCUACCAAGCUUUGUGUAACCAGUGGUGGAGGGAUAAAUAUAUGGAAGUAGGGUGGGUGCUUCUCCAAGUCUGAGUUGCGAGGAUAACGAAAUGACAGGUGCCGCUACGAAGGUUUGCGUAACUGGUGCUGGAGGCUUUCUGGCUUCUUGGCUCGUUAAGCUUCUUCUGUCCAAGGGCUAUUUUGUUCAUGGCACCGUCAGAGAACCAGGCAAUAAGAAGUAUGAUCACUUACUUAAGUUCGAUGGAGCUUCUGAGAACCUUAAGCUUUUCAAGGCUGAACUCUCAGAUUACGAGUCUCUUUCUCGGGCCAUUGCUGGUUGUAGAGCAGUUUUCCAUGUUGCUUGUCCUGUGCCUGCUACAGCUUUAUCCAAUCCUGAGGUAGAAAUGAUUGAGCCUUCUGUGACGGGCACUAUUAAUGUCCUCAAAGCUUGUCUUGAAGCAAAAGUGGAACGGGUUGUCUAUGUAUCUUCUCAAUUUGCUGUUUCCACCAACCCAAACUUUCCCAAGGAUGCAGUGUUUGAUGAGUCCUGUUGGUCUGAUAAAGAGUACUGCAAAAAAACAGAGAACUGGUAUAACCUAUGCGAAGACCGAGGCGGAGUUGCAGGCCGUGGAUUUUGCCAGAAACAAUGGCUAUCGCUGGUAACUAUUUGUCCUGGUGUAGUGUUCGGGCCAAUUUUGCAGGCAUCCACAGUCAACACAAGUAGCUUGGCCCUCCUCGUUCAUUUAAAGGUGCUAGUUAAUGCUGAUUCCGUGGAGAAUAAACAAGUGUGGUUAGUUGAUGUGCGUGAUGUAGCUGAUGCAACACUGAUGAUUUAUGAGAAACCUGAGGCAGAGGGCAGAUACUUAUGCACUGCACAUGGUAUCAUGCCAAAUGAAGUGGCGGAGAAAUUAAGGCGUAUAUAUCCAAACUAUGCCUACCCUAAAAGCUUUGUUGAAGUGGGUGAUCGCAUAAAGUUGAGCUCAGAGAAAUUGCAGAAGUUGGGUUGGAGAUACAGGCCACUGGAAGAAACACUAGUUGAUUCUGUUGAGAGCUUCAAGGCCGCAGGGCUUCUGGAAGCCAAAUGACUUUGUUUCUCUCUGUCUCGGGUAUGCUUGGAAGAAGCAAUAUGGAAUGUGGGUGUAUGUGUAUAUUCUAGCGUAAGGCAGUGGUUGUCAUAAUAAAGUCUUGCCUGCUUGAUGGGAAUGGAUCAAGACGUGAGUAGUAGUCUAGGGUUUAUUUGGGUUUAGCUCAAAAUAAGUUCAAGUUGACCGAAAGUGACUUUCUAGUCCUUGUAUAUAAUCUUUUUAUGGUGAAU